AUGAAUCUGAGUCUGCAUGGAAAAAAUAUCACGAUAAUAGGAGUAUAUGCAGUUAACGAUGAUGCCCUAGUUAAAGACAAAGAGGAGUUCUUUGAGCAACUUUCCUAUGAAAUUUUAAAAAUAGGACAAUCCAGAGAAAUAAUACUGACAGGAGAUCUAAAUUCUAGGAUAGGAAGGAAACUACAUGAUAAAAUAGUAGGCCAGUUCGGAGAAGAAACUCUUAACGAUAAUGGAAAUAGACUUACCAAUAUAUGCGACCAAAAUAACCUCCAUAGCUUCAACCACGAGAGCGUGAAGGAUUUAUACAAAAAUCGACUGGAUGAAAAACUUGUAAAAGAAAAUUUUGAAAGUACAGAAGAACAGUACAAUUAUAUUAUAGACUGCAUGAGAAGUGCAUCAGAAGAAGCUUUGAGAAAAUACGCCAAACCCAAACGAAAAAGGGCCGAAUACCAACAAACAUCGCAGCCACAAUCCGACAUUCAAAUAAGAACCGCAGCUUCUCCACUGAGGAUCAAUACGAAAGAAGUAAAACAAAUUUGCCAAACCCUGAAAAAUAGAAAAUCGCCUAGUCCAGGUGAAAUACCUCCAGAAUUACUCAAGUACGGCAUGGAUAAAUUAUAUAAGCAGCUCGCUAGUCUUUUCCAAAAGGUCUAUGGAAAAUUGGUCAAAAAGAGAAUUGAGGAAGAAUACCGGGAUAUGGAGGCUGAAGAACAAGCGGGAUUUAGAGCUGGUAGAUCCACGGUCGACCAUUUAUUUACACCGACACAGAUAAUUGAAGAAAAAGAUGGCAAGAAAUCAAGAAAUACAUCUCCUCUACGUAGACCUCAAGAAAGCAUAUGA
This is a messenger RNA of Sitophilus oryzae (rice weevil), 840 nucleotides long. RefSeq lists its product as uncharacterized. The transcript is spliced from 4 exons. The record is from RefSeq and is a predicted model, not a curated record. Bases 1 to 840 code for a protein of 279 amino acids. NCBI's taxonomy places the organism in Eukaryota, Metazoa, Arthropoda, Insecta, Coleoptera, Curculionidae.